This is a messenger RNA of Aspergillus bombycis, 6654 nucleotides long. RefSeq lists its product as uncharacterized. Gene Ontology annotation, molecular function: phosphopantetheine binding; fatty acid synthase activity. NCBI's taxonomy places the organism in Eukaryota, Fungi, Ascomycota, Eurotiomycetes, Eurotiales, Aspergillaceae. Gene Ontology annotation, biological process: fatty acid biosynthetic process. The record is from RefSeq and is a predicted model, not a curated record. The coding region runs from base 1 to 6654 and encodes 2217 amino acids. The transcript has 3 exons.
AUGUACCAUGUGGUAGCUGUGAUUUCCCUGGUUAAUGGUCUGCUCAGCAUACUUGUCCGCGAGAACAGCAUUCUUGAGGUGUACCUGUACGAGCUAUACAUCGGUGGUGUGGGAGUCAACUGCGGCUACCAGAACAAGCCAGAACUGACGCGUAAUCGCUUCCUCGAGGUCAAUCCUUUCCAUAAGGGACGGCUGUACUCGACUGGGGACCUGGCUCGUUUUAUAACACCGAAAAAGCUGAACAUGGUGGGCCGCGUCGACUAUCAAGUCAAGGUGCGAGGGUACCGAAUUGAACUUGGGGAUGUUGCGUCGGCUAUAACCGAACACGAGGACGUUUCCGCUGCUGUAGUUGUCAGCCGGAAUGAUCAACUUGUCGCCUACUAUGUGCUCCAGAACAGGGAUGAAAGUAGGUCAUCCACAUCGUCGCUGGGCGGCCUUCUUCAUGUAUGGCUGUCGAAACGCCGACCAUCGCAUAUGAUACCUGCAUUUUUCGUCGAAAUGGAAUACUUUCCAAUGACUCCCAAUGGCAAAAUCGAUCGAAAGGCGUUGCCAGAUCCUACUUCAGUGGGAGCAACGAGAGUGGCAUCGAACAAGCCUGAGACAGACACUGAGCAGCGUGUACUGACCGUUUGGGUGCGGGUGCUUGGUCACGACCGCAUCGGAAUCAAUGACAGCUUUUACCAGGUAGGUUGCAAUUCCAUCCGGCUUAUUCGCGUUAAGAAGGAGCUCGAAAAAGCAUUCAAGAGGCGUGUGCUGGCGGCGAAAUUAUUCGAACACUUCACUGUCAAGACCUUGGCGGCUUAUCUUGAAGGAACUAGUUCAAGUGGCACCACAGAAAAAGAGGUCCCGCCAGUCCAAUCGCUAUUGAGGCAACAGAAAUACCACGACGGAAGCAAUCAUGACCUGAACAGGGGGCAUGAAAAUACACACCGCGAGGAUAUUGCCAUAGUCUCCAUGGCAUGUAGACUACCAGGUAGUAUCACCAACCCAGAGGAGCACUGGGAGCUACUCGAAACUGGUGGCGACGCAAUUACCGAUAUUCCCAAAGCCCGUUGGGAUGCCAACCAGUUAUAUGAUGCUGACCCAGACUCACCUGGUAGGUCUUAUUGUCGCGAAGGUGGUUUCAUCGACAUCCAAUCAUUCGACGCGUCAUUCUUUGGAGUGUCACCUCGAGAGGCCCAAGCUAUGGACCCAGCGCAGCAGGUCAUGCUGGAAACAUGCUGGGAAGGCCUCGAACGUGCCGGAUAUCCCAUGCAACGACUGUGUGGCAGCCAGACGGGGGUUUUCAUCGGCCAUGCUCCUGUUGCUGCUCAUAAUUCCUCCACCCCAGGUCAGAGGGGGCUCAAUGGGUACACAGUAACCGGCUCACAUAGUGCUAUCCUUUCCGGCCGUGUAUCGUACUUUCUAGGCCUAGAAGGCCCGUCGCUUACGGUCGAUACGGCAUGCUCAUCAUCACUUGUCCCCACUCACUUAGCAUGCACAGCUCUACAAAACGGGGAGUGCGAAAUAGCGCUGGCCGGCGGUGUCACGAUCAUGCUCUCCCCAGAUCUUCACGUAGAGUUUAGUCGGCUUGGGGGUUUAUCGCGUGAUGGGCGCUGUCGGGCAUUUGCAGCAGAUGCUGAAGGUACAGGAUUCAGCGACGGUGCCACCGUGAUAGUGUUGAAGAGACUGUCCGAUGCCCAGCGUGAUGGCGAUACGAUUCAUGCCAUCAUACGCGGCAGUGUUGUCAACCACGGCGGACGAAGCGCCGCCAGCCUCACCACCCCCAGCGGCCCCGCCCAGGAGCGCCUGAUACGUACGGCUCUUCACAGGUCUGGAUUGACGCCGAACGAAAUCAAUUACAUCGAAGCUCAUGGGACCGCAACGAAGCUAGGAGACCCAAUCGAAGGCACAGCUCUGGCCGAGGUUUUUCGCGGCCGGCCCCCUUCGAAGGAGCCCCUGUUAGUAGGCUCGUCAAAGUCUAACAUCGGCCAUACUCAGGCUGCAGCUGGCUUGGCUGGUGUGCUGAAGGUUGUGCUCGCCAUGCAGCAUAGCAUGCUUCCUCGAACUCUACAUAUCAAUGAGCCAACUCCACUAGUCGACUGGAAGAAUUCUAACAUGGGGCUUGUAUUGGAGAAUCGACCAUGUCCACCCGCUUCUCAGAAGCCACGUCGCGCUGGAGUUAGCGCGUUUGGCCUCGGAGGAACAAAUGCCCACAUUAGUAUUGAAGAGGCACCACAGCCGUCAACGAAUGCCGAUCAGAGACAGCAGCAUCCCGUUUCCCACGCUCAACUACCAUUCCUGAUAUCAGGUAAGACGGAUAUAGCGUUGCGCCAGCAAGCUGGGAAGUUGUAUUGGCACAUAAAAGCCAUGAGUUCAAGUGAUGACGGCCAAUGCCUCGAGGACAUAUCGUACUCGCUCGCAACGACGCGCUCACAUCAUUGUCGUCGCUUGGCAUUGAUAGCACAAGAUAGAAGGGAUCUACUAGAGAAACUAGCUUUCUGUUCAGCUGAUACUCCUAACAAUGUGCCGCCUCAGUCCGGUAUAUUGAGUAAUACGGGUGGCAACCAUGACCAUGAGCCGCGCCUAGCGAUGCUGUUUACCGGCCAGGGAAGCCAGCGACCGGGCAUGGGCAGAAACCUUUACCGCAUGUUUCCCAAAUUCCAAGAAUCCCUGGACGACAUCGCUGCGCACUUUUUCAACCUGGAACCGCCGCUUCUUGAUGUAAUGUGGGCUGAUCAUGGCAGCGAUCUGGCUGGGCUAUUAAGUCGCACAGAUUACGCUCAGCCUGCCAUUUUCGCACUGGAGGUCGCACUAUGGCGGCUGUGGGAAAGCUGGGGUGUUUAUCCACUAGCAGUACUAGGUCACAGCGUGGGUGAAAUUGCAGCCAUUCAUGCUGCCGGUGUCUUGGGCCUGUCUGAUGCCUGUCGCCUCGUAGGAGCGCGUGGUCGGCUCAUGCAAGCCCUCAGAACACGACAAGGUGGCAUGGUGGUCCUGGAGGCCACCGCCAAAGAGGCCAUCGGAGUCAUAUCUGAAUUAGGUCUGUCUAACAAGGUCGACGUUGCUGGUCACAACACGCCAACGCAGACUGUCAUCUCUGGUGAUGUUGAUGCUCUUGGGUGUGUAUCAGCUCAUUUCGCAAACGACCUUGGCUGCCGGGUCAAGACGCUGGAUGUGUCGCACGCAUUCCACUCGUUCCAUAUGGAUGGAAUGCUUCCCAUGUUUCGAGCCGUGAUCGAGACCUUACGAUUCCACCCACCCAAGCUUUCAGUUGUCAGUAGCGUCACUGGCAAAUUAGCGCAUGCAGGGCAGCUGGAACAACCAGAAUACUGGGUCCAACAGGUACGUAUGGCUGUUCGCUUCAGCGAAGGCACUCAGGUGCUCUACGAUGAAAUAGGUAUCAACACAUUCCUUGAGUUGGGUGCUCGACCAGUUUUACUUGGCCUGGCUGCAACUUGUCUUACGGAAAGCGGUGAAGACGACAACAUCCCGCUUGUCUUUUUACCGUCUCUAAAGGCUGAAACAGAAGAUGAUAUCAUUACCAUGCAACGCAGCCUUGCUGGACUUCACGUUCAAAGUGUGCCUGUCGAUUGGCUUACCUACUUCAAACCAUUCGCCUGCCGACGGGUUCAGUUGCCAACAUAUAGCUUUCAGCGGGUGCAUGUCAACUCAGUUGGACCGUCAAGAUCAGUAACGACUAGUGCCGCGAGGGUUUCUGCUAUUGAAUGCAAAAAUAGACAAUGCGCAAAUGGUGAUCUUCCUAGCUGUGAUAACCGGUUUCAGUUCGAAAUCAGAUGGCAAUACAUUGAUAGGGGACAACCAGCAACUGAUGCCGGCGGUACCUCCUGGGGUCUAUUAUGUGCAGGUGGAGACCCUAGCUCGACAUCAAAAGUUAAAUUAGCCCUAGUACAGGCCGGUGUCCGGUUUGUUGAGGUCCAGAAACUUGAGGACUGCAAACACUUAGACGGGUUGUUAUGCCUCUGGAAUCAGUCCUCCAACCCCGAUAUUCCCUUUGAGGCUAAUACCUUCAUUGCGAAAGCUCUAAGCCAGUUACAGUCUGCAGCUAGGUUGACCUUCAUGCCGUCCUUAAUUUGGGUAACUCAUAAUGCGGCUAGUAUCAGUGCCAAGGGCGCUUAUACUAAUGGCACCAUAAGCAAUGGAUUGAACAGGGAAGAAUGCAAGCGAAGUGGCCUAAGCGCCGCUCCACUAUGGGGACUGAUGCGUACCGCGAGAACGGAGCAUCCUGAACUACGGCUCCGCCUGAUCGAUUUAGACGAGAGACAAGAGUCUCUCAACAACCUGGCAGCCGUGCUAGGGCUAUCAGAAGAGGAACCCGAAUGCGCCGUGAGAAGCGGUAAAAUCUUUGUGCCCCGGAUAGUCCGCCCAGAUGUGCCACAGGCGGUUGCAGCGCAACACCAACAACCUCUUAUGCAACAAAACGGCGCAGUGUUGUUAACUGGUGGCAUGGGUGGAAUUGGUAAGCAAGUGGCCAAAUGGCUAGUUUCCACUCACUAUGUCCGUGACUUGGUUCUUAUAUCUCGUCGAGGCAUGGACGCUCCCGGUGCAGAGACAUUCGUUAAACAACUAAGUCAGUUGGGCGCUACAGCUAGCGUGAUUGCUUGCGAUGUUGGUGACUUCAAUAGUUUGAAGUCGGCAUUGGCGAUCUUCAACCAGGAUCGCCCACUCCUUGGCGUUAUUCAUACGGCCGGCGUGGUUGACAAUGGUGUCCUCUCCACCAUGACCGCCCAGCGCUGUGCUACAACGUUUCGACCAAAAGUGAAUGGUGCAUGGAAUUUGCACCUGCUUACCCAACAUAUGAAGUUGGACUUCUUCAUGAUGUUCUCGUCGAUUUCUGGUGUCAUGGGAAUGCCUGGUCUUGGGAAUUACGCCGCUGCCAACACCUUUCUUGAUGCACUCGCAUAUUGGCGUCAGGCUCAGCAUUUUCCGGCCACUUCUGUCGCGUAUGGUGUUUGGGCUGGGGAUGGGAUGGCCUUGGAGCUGACAGGAAGAACGACCCUUGCACAUCUAGCUAAAUUUGGCCUCGACGCACUCAUUCCUGAGGAUGGGCUAAAGUUACUAUGGCAGGCACUUAGCAGUGCUCGUCCGCUUACCGUGGGUGCAGCACUCGAUCUUGAACGUCUGCGAGCAUAUUUCCUGGGGGAUGGUGUCCUAGACGGAGGCGAGGUUCCACCAUUAUAUCGCUUGUUGUUGCAACCGCAAGAGGGCUAUGAAUGUAGAGGUAUGGGGAGCAACACAACACAAAACACAGAAGGCAGGGAUUUGCUCCAGGUACUGAGCAUAGCGGACCCUAGUCAGCAUGCGGCCACUGUGUUACAUAUGGUUCGAGAGACGGUAGCCAACGCAUUGGGAUACGCGUCAGCCGAGGAGGUGGAUGUGAACGUGCGACUACAGGAUAUUGGUUUCGACUCAUUGACAGCCGUGCUAAUGCGGAACCAGCUGGCCAAGUUAACAAAACUCAAAACACUCUCUGCCAGCUCAAUUACAUGGAACUAUCCAAAUUUGAGAGCGCUCAGUACGUUUUUGUUGACCCAGAUACAAUCACAGAUGCAUGGACAGAAUGACAGGCCAGGUAUAGCUGCUCCGGAGAAAAAAGGAUUAAAUGGCACUGCACACACACCAGGAACCACACUCGACAUGUCAGUAGCUAACAGCGGGUGCCUUGAGCCUUGCUUUGCAUUCGAUAAUAAAGGAGACAUUCAACGACCUGAUGCUGUCUUUAUAACUGGCGCCACUGGGUUCGUCGGAUCAUUUAUCCUGAGUGAGCUCCUUCAGCUGGGCAUUCAAGCUCACUGUCUCGUCCGUGCCAAGGAUAUUGACCACGGUCAACAACGACUUAUAAGCGCACUGAACAGCUAUGAUCUCUGGAAGCCGGAAUAUACCUCGCUGCUUCACCCAAUACCAGGAGAUGCAGCACAACCGUUUUUUGGGCUAUCACAGUCGGCGUUUGAUAAGUUGGCUAGCUCUGUCCACGCUAUCUGCCACUGCAGCGCCCUUGUUGACUGGAUGCGGCCACUACAAGACUACAUCGGACCAAACAUAACCAGCGCACACGAGGUCCUACGUCUAGCGUCGCGCGGCCAUGUACGCAUGGUGGCGGCGGCAAGAUGGCGCGGGGCAAAGGCCUCGGUUUACCGCGUACCCUUUGUGACUGCGUCCGCAGCGACUGGUCACUUCCGACUUGACCGUGGGGACUUUCUACACAAUCUUAUUGUAGGAAGCCUCGAGAUGGGCGCUUUCCCAUCUCUAAAUGCCAAUCUUUCCGUUGUGCAGCCAGUCGACUACUUGUGCAAAACUAUCGCCACCCUGAUGGUCGAGGAUCGGUCUCAGAUAGGUCAUGACUUUGACUUUGUCAACAAGAACGCAGUCAGUUCUGACUACUUCUUCCGGCUGAUGGGUGGUGAGAGGUGUGAACAUAUUCCCUUUGUAUCAUGGCGGACCAGGGCCCUGGACUAUGCGGCAGCGUACCCAGCGAGCUCCUUAGCACGCAUUGCGGCUGUAGUUGACGGUCUUGUCGAUGCAGAAGCAGUAUCUUCCAUGCUGAAGGGCGCAACUGCUGGAGAGCAUGUCCUUGGUGGUGAUGCAUAUCCCGCCCCUAUCGUGGAUGAAGAAUUGGUCCAGAGGUAUAGAGAUCGGAUUAUGACGAGCCAUCAAUAA